This is a messenger RNA of Myotis myotis, 2209 nucleotides long. RefSeq names its product complement C3a receptor 1 (gene C3AR1). The transcript is spliced from 2 exons. Gene Ontology annotation, biological process: chemotaxis; phospholipase C-activating G protein-coupled receptor signaling pathway; complement receptor mediated signaling pathway. Gene Ontology annotation, cellular component: plasma membrane. Gene Ontology annotation, molecular function: G protein-coupled receptor activity; complement component C3a receptor activity; complement component C5a receptor activity. NCBI's taxonomy places the organism in Eukaryota, Metazoa, Chordata, Mammalia, Chiroptera, Vespertilionidae. The coding region runs from base 147 to 1595 and encodes 482 amino acids. The record is from RefSeq and is a predicted model, not a curated record.
GAGAAAAGAAAGAGGAAGAGCUCAGCAAAUUUCCUAAACAUACUUCAUGACUCCAUUACGUGUGAGGACCCAACAGACAGGAGGUGGAGGGCUCCAGAUCCAUGCUAAAGCCUUCAGCUACUGUCUCAGCUUUCUGAAAUUUAGCAAUGGCGUAUUUCCCGGAUGAGACCAAUUCAACUGACAUACACUCCCAGCCUUGGUAUGAACCCCCAGUAAUUCUGUCCAUGGUCAUUCUCAGCCUCACUUUCUUAUUGGGAUUGCCAGGCAACGGGCUGGUGCUGUGGGUGGCUGGCCUAAAGAUGAAGUGGACCGUGAACACUGUUUGGUUUCUCCAUCUCACACUGGCAGACUUUCUCUGCUGCCUCUCCUUACCCUUCUCCUUGGUUCACUUGGCUCUCAAAGGACACUGGCCUUAUGGUUGGCUCCUAUGCAAGCUCAUUCCUUCCAUCAUCAUCCUCAACAUGUUUGCCAGCGUCUUCCUACUGACUGCCAUUAGCCUGGACCGCUGCCUUUUGGUACUCAAGCCCAUCUGGUGCCAGAAUCACCGCAAUGUAAGGACAGCCUUCAUUGUCUGUGGAUGUAUCUGGGUGGUGGCUUUUGCAAUGUGUAUACCUGUGUUCAUGUACCGGGAAAUGUUCACCAUACACAACCAUACUAUGUGUGGCUACAAUUUUGGUACCAGUGGCUCAUUAGAUUAUUCAUACUACACUUAUGAUCAACCGCAAAAUGCAUCUCUUGACAACCCCAUUGUUCAGUUGCCUGGAGAAUUGGUUGACAGGUCAGAUGCUUUCUCUUCACAAAGAAAUGAUCAUCCUUGGACAAGUACCACGCUCCUCCAUGCUGAAACAUUUCAAAGACCUCCUGGAGAUUCAGUUCCUGUGGAUUCAACUAGAUUAUCUGAUCAACAUCCAUAUUAUAAUUUAACUAAACCUGCUGAUGAGGCCUCCCCAACAAUCCCCAUUGGCCUUCCCAUUGAAGAUCACAGAAUUAACUCACCGCAUGACUCUGAUGCUUUCCUCUCUACCAAUUUAGAGCUUUUCUCUAGUACCUCUAGUAAUGCCCUAUACACAAUUGAGCCAUCACAAGAUUUCCAGGACUAUACUGAAGGUGACAUUGAAUAUUACAAUGAAGUUGCAACACCCCAGGUGAUAAUAACCAUCACUAGGUUAGUGAUUGGUUUCCUGCUGCCCUGUAUUGUCAUGGUGACCUGUUAUAGUCUCAUUAUCUUCCAAAUGUGGGGUCGCUCUAUCAAGGCUCAGAGCAAAACCUUCCAGGUGGCCAUAGUGGUGGUGGUUGUCUUCAUUGUCUGCUGGGCCCCAUACCACAUUUUUGGAGUCCUCUUUUUGUUUAUUGGCUCAGAGACUCCCUUGAAGGAAGCUCUGCUAUCCUGGGACCAUGUGUCCAUUGCCCUCGCAUCUGCGAAUAGUUGCUUCAAUCCCUUCCUCUAUGCCCUUAUGGGGAAAAAUUUUAGGAAGAAAGCAAGGCAGUCUGUGCAGGGCAUUCUGGAGGCAGCUUUCAGCGAGGGGCACACACAUUCUACCAGUUGUACCCAAAGCAAAGGCUUUUAUGGAAGAAACAGCAGUACAGCUGUGUGAGAAUCUGGAGCAUUUGACCCAAGCACUUGACUCAAGCAGAGUUUCUUAGAUAUUCACCAAGUGCGACAUGUUUCUAAAAGAGCAAGGGACAUGGUGAACAGGGAUUUCGGAAAACACCAAAGACUCAAUCUUGAGGCCUUCAAAGUGUGGUCCCAGACUAGUGGCAUCAGCAUCACCUGGAAACUCUCUGGUCCAUCCUAACUUGAAAACAAGUUCUCUUGUUUCUGAUGAAACCUACGUCUGAGAGACAAUGCACAAAUUAAUCUACUUCUAUCCCAAACUAAGCCACCUGAGAUAAAUGAGAAUCUAGUCUGUUGUAAAAUGUUUCUUUCCAUCCUUAAAUUUUUUAUUUAGUAUAUCGAAAUUCCCUUCCAGGUUCAUUAUAAAACCAAUUAUCCUAGCUCUAAGUGAAAGGUGAUCAUUUAUUCUAUGGCUUUAUUGUUAUACUGUUGGUGGUGGUGGGGAUGGUUUUAAAUAAAGAGAAGGUGCAGGUUGGGGGUGGUAGUAAAGGGUAAAGGGGCCACAUAUGGUGACAGAGAUGAUUUGACUUUGGUUGGUGGGCAUACAAUGCAAUAUACAAAUCAUGUAUCAUAGAAAUGUACACUUGAAACCUA